Molecule: messenger RNA, 273 nt
Organism: Cooperia oncophora
Lineage: Eukaryota; Metazoa; Nematoda; Chromadorea; Rhabditida; Trichostrongylidae
Source: the annotation of a GenBank genome assembly
AUGUGGUCAGCUGAGCGUGAAGAACCUAUUUUCACACCAGAAAUUCUCCGAGAAUUCAUUCACAUUCGCUCGCCACUUGGACGGAAUUUGCUUACGGAAUUUUUCGGCACCGCAAUGCUUCUUUUUAUCGGUUUGGCCGAUAUUAUGCAACUCAUACUUUCUGAUGAGAAAAUGAACACAUGGACUCAAAUCAACUUUGGUUGGGGUCUUGCUAUCGUAUUUUGUGUGUACCUUGGUGCUAAAACAUCAGGUGAGUGGUUACUUCAUCAGUGA